Oldenlandia corymbosa var. corymbosa is the source of this 1567-nucleotide messenger RNA. The record is from the annotation of a GenBank genome assembly. NCBI's taxonomy places the organism in Eukaryota, Viridiplantae, Streptophyta, Magnoliopsida, Gentianales, Rubiaceae.
ACCGAGAACUCUUGCCCUUCAUAUCUUUGGAAACAGUAUCUUGGGCAAGAGCAAGCAAAUUUAUCUGCAAUUUGCUUGCAAUUAUUAUUAUUUUUAGAAUAUAUGUUUUUAAAAAAAGAGAACUAAAAACGGAUCAAAAGAUUUCGAGGGGUUGCUAUACAAAAGAUGGCUAUGGAUAACAGGGUUACGAGUAUUGCAAUCCUGGUUUUUUGUUCGGCUUUGGCUUGUUGUAAUGCAGGUGGAGUUGCAGCACCUCAAAACAUUGGCCAAAUCUUCAAUGUUUUGAACUAUGGUGCCAAACCUGGAAAAAAUUUUGACUGCACCCAGGCAUUUAUUCUGACAUGGAAAGCCGCAUGCAAUUUCGUGGGCCCAAGAGCAAGGUUCUUUGUUCCUCAAGGGAUUUUUACAGUUGGAGAGGCUGUUUUCCAAGGGCCAUGCAAGAGCCAGUUCCCGAUCUAUUUUCAGGUCGCCGGAACCGUACAGGCAAUGCCGGAUCCCUCCGUGUACAGCGGACAGGGGUGGAUGUCGUUCAGUCACAUCAACGGCUUAAUUAUCACCGGCGGAGGCACCAUUGACGGCCAAGGACCUCUUGUGUGGCAGUACAAUGACUGUAAACGCAACGGCAACUGCGUCCAUUUACCCGCGUCUAUGCAUUUCAAUGAUGUGCAGCAUGUGAAAAUCAAGGGGCUCACGUAUUUGAACGCCAUGGGAUUCCACAUGCACAUUACCAACAGCUUCAUGGUGAGCGCCCAUAGCCUGACCAUCACUGCUCCGGAAGACAGCCCCAACACCGACGGCAUGCACGUCAGCAAAUCCAACUCCGUCAAGAUCGCCCGAAGCACCAUCCGAACCGGCGACGAUUGCGUCUCCCUCGGUCAGGGCGCUACCAACGUCACCGUUAACAAAGUUAUCUGUGGCCCUGGUCACGGCAUCAGUGUUGGAAGCUUGGGGAAGUACCCGAAAGAAGCAGAUGUGAGAGGACUAAUUGUGAAAAACUGCACAUUGCAAGGAACGGAUAAUGGGAUCAGAAUCAAAACAUACCCUGCAUCAGAUCCAAGUGCCGCCGCUGGGAUGUUCUUCAAUGAUAUUGUCAUGGAAAAUGUGAAAAACCCAAUCAUCAUCAAUCAAUUCUACGGCAGCUCUUCCCCAAAGCCAUCUCAAGUGAGGAUCAGUGACAUUGUGUACAACAACAUAAGGGGAACCUCAGCAACAGCAGUGGCAAUUUCACUAAAGUGCAGCCCAGCAUUUACAUGCACAAAUCUGCAUUUCAGCAACAUCAAUUUGAGGCCUAGCCCAACUGCCAAAGGGGUCUUCACAUCUAAUUGUAGCAAUGCCCAUGUCAUGGCCAAUGGUCCACACUUCCCAGCCCCUUGUAAAUGAACUAUAAUUAAGCAGAACAAAAAGAAAAAAUAUUAAUAUUAUUCUUUGAUGGAUAUUAUUAAUAUUCCAUCCGUUUAAUCCAAAAUGUUAUGCUUCUUUUUUCAUUUUCCACUCUCUUUUUCUCAUGCAGACCGUAUUACCUUUUUUUAAAAAUAUUUUCCUAGGAUGUAUUUCGAGUAUUGCGAGA